CCAUCAAUUCCAACUCGAGUGGGAAAAGCUAAAAUAAUCGGACCCCAUCUCCUCGGCCCGUGGGAUCCCCCUCCUCCGCCGCCCACGGAUCAGCGCCACCGCGCCGGAAGACCGGGAUCGUGACGGCCACAUGGUGGCGGCGGCCGCGUUGCCAUGGGGAGGCGGCUCGCCGGCGUGGAUCGACGUGCCGGAGCGGAGCAAGAGCGCGUUCAUGGAGCUGAAGCGGAGGAAGGUGCACCGGUACGUUAUCUUCAAGAUCGACGACAGGAGGGAGGAGAUCGUCGUCGAGAAGACCGGGGCGCCGGGGGAGAGCUACGACGACUUCACGGCGUCGCUGCCGGCGGACGACUGCCGGUACGCCGUCUACGACCUGGAUUUCGUCAGCGACGACAACUGCAGGAAGAGCAAGAUUUUCUUCAUCUCCUGGUCUCCUUCAGAUUCUCGCAUCCGUGCGAAGACCAUAUACGCCGUGUCAAGGAAUCAGUUCCGCCACGAGCUUGAUGGGGUGCACUUCGAGAUCCAAGCAACUGACCCUGACGACGUUGAUCUGGAAGUUCUCAGGGGCCGUGCUACCAGGACCUGAUUGACCUCGACUUCGCUAGCUGGAUGGUAUACAUGCCGGUCGCUUAGAAAUGCCUACCGUGCUACCGAGGUAGCUCGUGUGCACUGAUGUAGUAGAAUAGUAGGCUGCUGAUCACACCCGAUCGAGCAUGCAGUGUUUCUUUUUUCUUUCUUCUUUGAGGUAGCACCUCUGUCAGUGAUGUUUUGUCUAACUAGAUAAGUUCCCUCUAAUAUGAUGUGGAACCUUACAGCUAAUUAUAUAUGUAGUAUCUUUCUGCUGCUAUGCCAAUUGUGUUUCA
Messenger RNA from Panicum hallii, 860 nucleotides. Its product is annotated as actin-depolymerizing factor 10. Gene Ontology annotation, cellular component: cytoplasm; actin cytoskeleton. Lineage: Eukaryota; Viridiplantae; Streptophyta; Magnoliopsida; Poales; Poaceae. The record is from RefSeq and is a predicted model, not a curated record. Gene Ontology annotation, biological process: actin filament depolymerization. Gene Ontology annotation, molecular function: actin filament binding. The coding region runs from base 131 to 583 and encodes 150 amino acids. The transcript has 3 exons.